Molecule: messenger RNA, 2816 nt
Organism: Drosophila mojavensis
Lineage: Eukaryota; Metazoa; Arthropoda; Insecta; Diptera; Drosophilidae
Product: pancreatic lipase-related protein 2
Exons: 4
Coding region: 1156-2562 (468 amino acids)
Biological process (GO): lipid metabolic process
Molecular function (GO): lipase activity
Source: RefSeq, a predicted model, not a curated record
UGUAGUUCAUAUGAUAUAUUUAUAUAUAUUUCCAGAUAUAGUUAAACUUGUAGCGCGUGUCAAACCUGAAAAGUCUUCAUAAAUUUGACAAUGUUGCUAAACUGAGUUAUAAAUAAAUUAAUGGAUGCUGCCUGGCUAUAACAUCAUCUCCCUCAGAGCUGAGAGAGAGCGGGAGAGUGAGAAUCAUAGAUGUCGCUCGCUUAGGCACUAAUGCUUGUUCUAUUAGUUUCCAUACUGCUUGACAUUCCAUGCCGAAACGAUUAUUAGUGCCCCUGAAAGUAUAGACAGCAGCUAUACAGCUAUGUGCAUAUACAUAGCUAUCUGUAGAUAUAUUUAUAUGUCUAAAUAUACACUCUAUAAAGAAUAUACACGUACUGUGGGCGUUGGCAGCCACACGCAGCGCUAAUAAAUUGAGAAAUGAUAGAAAUUGGCCAGAACUAGAAAGGAAAUCUAAAAUCAAUUAAUAAAUCAAUUGUAUAGCUCGCACAUACCACUAAUAAUCCCCCAGUGCUUCAAUUAGGUUAGCAGCUGUUGCCCGCGAUUCCAAGCGGAUAAACAAAAAACAAGCCCAAUUUUAAGUAUGUUGACGUGGGUCGGGAAUAAAAUAUUUGUAUUUAACUGGCAUUAUCUUUGAGCUCUAAGGCCGUAAGCCCAUGGAGCCGACGCUCCAUAUAUGUAUGUAUGUACAUACAUACGUCUUAAGGGUUUGAGUGCUAUAAAAGCAGAAGACAAGCAGCACUCAGCGAUCGUUCGCUUCUUUUCUGUUGUUGUUGUGCGACGUGCUUAACUUUUAUACGUUGCGCACUUAUUGAAACAACAAACACGUACGUAGCAUAUAUACAUAUGUAUGUGUAUGUGUGUGUGUGUGUGAAUGCAGAUAAACUUAAGGUCUGCAGUGGUCUCUCAGCAGUUGAAUUCACAGUUAACUAAUCCUCUGACUCUCAAUGUUUUCACUUUUUUUUAUGCUCAACUCUCACUUUACACACACACACACACACGCACACACGCUUACACUUACUGCCCAGCACAUUGGCCAAAUUGGUCAUCGGCUUGAAGGCCGGCAUUCAGUUUCUCCAACAUUUUCGGAGCAGGCACAGCUCGCCGCAACGCUUUAAUUAUUAUUAAUUCGAGAAAUAAAUAUAAACAGCGUGCAAGAUGAACUACUACAGGCUGCUGGCCAUAGCUUGCCUGUGUUCGGCCUCCACUUGCCAGGGUGGCUCGGUCUUUGAUUUCGUUACACAGUCUGCUCCACAAUUGGAUGAGGUGACCACAAAACCCGUUACCAGUCGAGACAUCACUAUCGGACCCUGUAAAUGGGCCAUUGGACGCAGCUGUCCCGAUCCUGAUGUCAAAUACUAUAUUUACACGCGUCAAAAUGUCAUGGAUCGUCAGAAUUUGCACAUUGGCGAGUCCGCAGAGCAAUCAAAUCUCACCAACUCCAACUUCAAUCCAAGAAAUCCCACCAAAAUACUCAUACAUGGCUACAACUCCGAUAUGUUCCUGAGUCCGUUGCAACAAAUGCGAGAUGAAUACCUAGCCAAAGGUGAUUACAACAUAAUCUAUGUGGACUGGAGUGUGCUGGCGCCGGGCCCUUGCUACAUAAGCGCCGUGCACAAUACGCGGCAGACGGGCGCCUGUACGGCGCAGCUGAUCGAGCGUCUGGUGGAGAUGAAUAAUACGGAUAUACACAUCAUUGGCUUCUCGCUGGGCGCCCAAGUGCCCAACUAUAUAGCGCGCAAUUUGAAAUCAUUUCAGCUGCCGCGUAUCACGGGACUGGACCCUGCGAUGCCACUGUUCAUUACCGCCGGCCUCAAUGACAAGUUGGAUCCCAGCGAUGCGGCAUUUGUGGACGUGAUACACACGAAUGCUCUGGUGCAGGGCAAGCUGGAGCGUUGCGGUCAUGCUGAUUUCUAUAUGAAUGGCGGCAUUUCGCAGCCGGGAUGCUCGGGACCACAGUGGAUGAAUUCCUUUGCCUGCAGCCAUCAGCGCGCCAAUGCAUAUUACCUCGAGUCCAUACGCUCGCCCAAGGGCUUCUGGGGCUGGGCCUGCAGUAGCUACAUCUUUUACUUGCUGGGCAUGUGUCCGCCCACAAACUAUCUGCUGGAGGCCGGUGACAAUGUACGUCCCGGCACGCGUGGCAUGUUUCUGAUAGACACCAACGACACCUCGCCCUAUGCGCUGGGCAAGUGGACGGAUCUGCCCACGCUUGGUGUCAAGCGUCCACGCACACCUCCGUUGCCGCAACGCAUACCAAUGCAGGCUGUUGAUCCGCUGCUGCAGCAUAUCGAUCCGUUCGGAAAGCUAGCCUACAAUUUCAAUAAUCUGCCAAGCACACCAGAUACGCACGAUCUCUAUGAGCACUGGACCAGCUACAGUCCACCGCAAAUUGGGGAAAGCGAGAGUGAUGACUCCAUCGAGGAGCAGGAUGUAGGCUCGGGCGAUUUUGCAGAGGUGCCGGAUGAUCGUCAGCUGAGGAACCCGCUAAACUGGUGGGAUUACAGACGCAAUCUUACCUAUGGCUACAUAGACAACGAUAUAUUCAGCACGCCGAACGUGCACUAACCACACACCACAAAUGCUUAGUUCCCUUCCCUUGCCCCAUAACCCAUAGAGUAUCUGAAAGACUCUCUCAUGCAUAUAACAUUCCAAGUAAUGAUAAUUUAACUGAACUUAAAAUAAUAAAUAGUAGUAUUAAUUUAAUCAAAUAUAAUAUUCCCCUAGGUGUAAGUAGUCAAAGUGAAGUAAAGUAAAAAUUACAAAUUUAAUGUUGUGUCUGUAAUGGCUACCCCUACUACAUAUAAAUAUUAGUAAAUACA